Molecule: messenger RNA, 3735 nt
Organism: Adineta steineri
Lineage: Eukaryota; Metazoa; Rotifera; Eurotatoria; Adinetida; Adinetidae
Source: the annotation of a GenBank genome assembly
AUGGGAAUCAGAAAUUUUAUUUCAUGGUUUCGUGAUUAUAUACAUAAUUACAAUCUGUUUAUACCAGACGAAGAUCACUAUGAGGAUGACAAUGAUCAGCCAAUAGAUCCAGCAAUACGUGGCAAGCAACAGAAACAUUCUACAUGGCUCUACGUUUUCCUUGUCAUUAUUUCUCUUUACGUAUUGUUCUUCAUCGCAUUGUUAAGUCCAAUAAGUCGUAUCGUUACCAUUUCAAAUCUAACUCCAUUGCUCUAUGAUCAACUUCAUCAUGAACAUGAUGGAACACACUCAUAUCCAUGUUCAAGUAUUACCAUACCUUAUAGUACCUUCGUUACUAAUAUGGUCUCAUUUCAUCCUGUAUGUUCGAGCGGUUUUGUUAGUAGAGAAUGGAUUGAAGCAUUUUAUCUACCAGUGGCAAAUGCAUACUUGUUGAAUGAUUUUCGGACAACGGCAUUUUCGCAGUUCGAAUUGUUAGCUGCUCUUUGUUCAAUCUCGGAAGAUGCAGUUUCAAAAGCACUAUUAGAUAUUCAAAAUAGUCAGCUUGUUACAGUUAAACUUCUCGAAGAAGAAGAUAUUCAAUUGCAAGUAAAAGCCAUGGUUGAACUUGUUCAAGCAACAGCACAUGCUCAAGUUACUUCAUUGCUACAACUUGUCCAAAUGAUGUAUCGUUCCAAUACUCUCGUGUCUGCUUUUUGGACGAAUGCAGUUGUUCAAAUAAGCUCUUAUGCAGCAUCGAUCUCUUCUACGUAUCAAGUGAACCCAAACAAUACUUAUAGUCUCGGAUCAAGCGCUUUAAGUUGCACUGAAACGAACAUGGUAACUCCAGCUGUUUUCUAUGCUCAACCGUUAGAUACGGACGUAGUUGAUCAUGUAUAUUGGCCUAUUUCCAUUGGUGCCACUGGUUAUUCACUUAUUUCUGCAGACGUUGACGGAUUCUUCGGAGGAUGUUUUCCUCUGGAUGCUGUUCUUGCGAGUACACUUGACUGUUUGUACAAUGUUCAAUGUCUAGAAAUUUUAUUCAAUUAUUUUCCAGCUCUUAAUCAAUCAAAAGUCAAAUUGAUUGAUCUACCCCUAUCUUCUAGUCGACGAAAUAUUUCUGUAAACGAUCUUGUCUCUGAUUUGUUUAUUGAACAAUGGUCAACUGAAAUCAGCUACACAAACUACUUUAAUCAAUGUGCUCCUUUAGUGCGUUCAGUUCUUUGUCUUCUUCGAUUUACUUCACUUACGAGUCAGACAGUUACAAACAUUGAACAAAAUCCAUCAUUAACUAAUUACAAACAAUUACAAAGCCUAUAUCCAGAUACACUUACAUGCCCUUGUGCAAAUACUACAAUGCCUUAUAAGACAUUUGUUACAUUAUCUCCCAUUUUUCAUCAAGUAUGCUCAAGUGAUUUAAUUAGCGCAUCAUGGAUUUCACUACUAGCGAAUAGCGCUUCAGCGGAUGUAAUCAGUGGCACAUGGAUUAGUAAAGCAGCUCAAUACUUUGGAUUACUGUCCACUAUUUGUCAACAAGCUAAGUUGACAGCUGCUGAUAAUAUUCAUGAUUUUUUCGCACGCACUUUUGUUACUUCCAUUGUGCUUAUCGAAACCGACUUCAACAUUCAAGUAAAUGCAACUGUCAAGCAACUGACCGAAUCAGUUGUGAUCAAUUUUAACCUUUUCAAUAUUAUGACACGUCUUUUCAUUCAGGCUGAUCAGCCAAUAAUAGUAUCACCGAAUUCCCAAGUCGCACUUAAUUAUAUAAAUACUACAGCCGGUACUAAUAAUCCACAAGCACUACAAUUUAAAUUUCGUUUCAAUACUAUUUCGGUUUCGAACAGCCCAAUAUGUCAAUGUGCUGUUGAUCCCAAAUGUCAAGGACCAAUCACUUUCGCAAUUGAUCAUAUAACUAAUAUUAUAGGAUUACCUGGUUCUCGUCCAACAUAUGUCGCCACUAAUUAUGUGGCACCUGGAUUGGUUAACGGAUGUUAUACUAUUGAUUUACUCCUUCUAUCAACCCUUCAAUGUUUCUAUACAAAUUCCGAUUGUAUGAACCAACUUUUCUAUUAUAUAAACAAAACAUAUCCGGCGUCUGCAAACAAUCCAAAUUUAUAUGCACAUGCAUUAAUCUAUAACCAAUCAUCAACUCGAUUUCCUCCAGAUACUUCAGUUUCAUCGAUAGUUGAAGAAAUGAUGAUUGAACAAUGGAAUACAGCAUUGUCAUUUUCUGAUUAUUAUGAAGCAUGUGCACCAACUUAUUGUACUUAUACUCAAAUAAAACAUACAACAAGUUUCACCGAAUUAUUAGUGACACUGAUUUCUACGGUGGGUGGUCUUGUUAUGGCAUUACGACUAAUUACAUUCCAAUUCGUCAAGAUUGUUUUUAGUUUAUUACGAACAAAAACGAAUCAAGGUCAACAAGUUCGUCGAAAAUUACUUGAUCGAUUCAAGAUGUUGUUGUCUAAACUGAAAACAUUUUUAUCUAUAAAAGUGUUGAAUUUAAAUAUAUUUCCUGCACGAAUAUUCGGAAGUAAGAUCGAUCGAAUAACGAUGAAACAUCUUGGUCAAUGGUCAACUCGUCUUUAUCUUACUCUUUUAAGCAUCAUUUUUGUCAUUUUAACUCUUUAUACAAUUAUUCAACCACAAACAUUGACCAAAUCCUGUUCAACACCAUCAUUAAAUUUUGAUAAGAAUCUAAUGAAUGAUUAUAGUGAUGAACUUGAAUAUCCAUGUUCAGUGAUUUCAUCUCCAUAUGAUGAAUAUGUUCAAAUUCAACCAAUAUUUCAUCAGAUUUGUUCAAGUGAUUUGAUUUCAAAUGAAUGGAGAUUAAAUAUUACAGCAAAUUUAAUUUCUAAUUUGUCUGCUUAUAAUCAAAGAGAUUAUCGUCUAUUUCUCUCGACUCAUUUACAAUUUUUAAAUGGAUUAUGCCAACUCUCCAUGCAAAUAGUAAAUCAAUCUAUUCAACAAUCUUUAUCUUCACUAUUGAUUACUAAACAAUUAUUAUCAGAAGAGAAUUUUAAUUUACAUAUUAAUUCAAUGAUCAAUGAAACAAAAUCCAAUGCUCCUUCAACAUUCAUUCGUCUACUUUCGCUACUUCGAGCUACAAAUCAUGGAAAUGCAAUUGUCUCAUCGUAUGGAACUAAUUACCAAUACAAAGCUUCUGUUUAUAAUACAUUUUCGACCACUUUAUAUACUCAAGCAAUGAUCUAUGAUGAUAACUGUUCAUGUCAAUUGAAUUCUACUUGUAUUGUCGAUGCUUCUUUUAUCAAGAUAAAUUCAACACAACCUAUAACAGUUAAAGGUUUGAAAAUGGGCUGUACACCGAGUGAAUCAUUGCUGGCAUCAACUCUCGAAUGUUUUUAUGAUCAAUCAUGUAUUAAUCUUAUUCAAACUAUGGCAGGAUACAAUAAAAAUAUUACUCCGAUUCCUCUCAACAUAACUAAUAGUCGAUUUCUAAUGAAUAUGACUGUGAUAAAUCUUAUCAGCGAUUUAUUUAUUGAAAAAUGGUCAACAAUAAUGAAUUAUUCAUCAUAUUUUAAUCGAUGUUCACCAAUGAUCUGUUCAUAUACAUAUAUACAACAACUAAAUUCUUUCUAUACACUAAUUUAUUUACUUGGUUUAUAUGGUGGUUUAACAAUCAUUCUUAAAUGGAUCUCUCCGAAAAUUGUUUAUUUUAUAAACAAAAUUUAUCAACGUCGAAAAAAAACAAUUAGUUCGAUUGAACCAAUAUCUACUAUUGAAGGUGCAGCUAUCUAA